Molecule: messenger RNA, 2293 nt
Organism: Solea senegalensis (Senegalese sole)
Lineage: Eukaryota; Metazoa; Chordata; Actinopteri; Pleuronectiformes; Soleidae
Gene: ebag9
Product: estrogen receptor binding site associated antigen 9
Exons: 7
Coding region: 331-972 (213 amino acids)
Cellular component (GO): secretory granule
Source: RefSeq, a predicted model, not a curated record
GCGGUAUUUCCGUGUUCCUGUUACUCCCAUCACAGCUCUGGGUCCAAGAUGGCAGCUACGGGACAGAGAUGAUCUACGACACGAAUCUACUAGUUUGUCACGAAACCACAUUUGAAUGUGUAGCCAUUACACGCGUGGUUUGGAUGGUACAAUGAUAUGAUUCGUCCUUGCACAUGUGCCGUCUUACGGAGACAAUCAUAGGGUUCAGAAUUAUCAUGUUUUCCUGUGGGCUAAGCUAGUAAGCAACGCUUAGCAAAUAAAUGAACGUGUCUCUUCUGCCUCACGAGAAGAAAGAAGCUGCUCUGCCAACGACACACUAUAACUUUCAUCAUGGCCAUCACACAGUUCCGCCUCUUCAAGAUCUGCCACUGUUUAGCCAGCUUACUGACUUUCUUCAAAAGGUUGAUAUGCAGGAGUGGAAGGGGGCGCAAGCUCAGUGGUGAUCAAAUAACUCUCCCAACAACAGUGGAUUUUUCAUCCUCAGUACCAAAACAGCCAGAGAUUGAAGAAUGGAGCUCUUGGGAUGAAGAUGCGCCUACAAGUAUUAAGAUUGAAGGUGGAAAUGGAAAUGUUUCCCCGACACCCAAUGAUGGCGAUGAAGAGCCGGACUACUUCAAAGACAUGGCUCCCACCAUCAGGAAAACACAGAAGAUCUUGCUGAAGAAAAGGGAGCCUCUAAACUACCUGGUGCCUGAUGGCUCAGCAGGAUUCUCCAGCAGACUGGCAGCCUCUCAGGAUAUGAUGACCUUCAGUCCACCCUCAACGGAGCUUGGAGAAAUGGAUACUUGGCAGGAGGACACAAACGCUUGGGAGGAAGAGUCUGAUGCUACCUGGGAGGCAGAGGAGGUGCUCAGACAACAAAAGAUGGCAGACAGAGAAAAGCGAUCCAUGGAGCAGCAAAGGAAGAAGAUGGAGAAAGACGCUCAGAGAAUGAUGAAAAAGGAGCAGAAGAUUGCCGUGAAGCUCUCAUAACAUUUUAGAAAUGCUCAGCUUUGAGCCAAAGGGUGAAGCAGCGCAUAAGACACUGAAUCAGUCAUUAAUCUAUCUUUAAACCCAACCAAUCAGGACUCUCAUUGUACACUACUGUACAUGUCAAUACCCUCUUCCAAACCCAGUUCCACCAGCAGCCAUUUUAGUCUUCAGAAGUGUAAGAUACAUGGCUCUUCAUUCUACAGUGCAGAAAUUACAUCUGUGAUACUCGCUGCUCUUGAAGAAGGUAUUUUUGGUUUACGGGAGAGGUGUGUUUAUAUGAUCCACUUCAUUACAGCUUAAAGGUUAGACGCAGCAUUAGAAGAAAUGUUUUUUUCUUUGGUUUUUCCCUGGAACAUUUGUAAAUAAACUGGUACCUGUGUACCCUUUGAACCUAAAGUAGGGAGUACAAUUCCUUCUCUAUGUCUUGAUCAUAACUUCAAAAGGACAAAGGUGUGUAAUUAAUUUUAAGCAUCACUGUAUACCAGUGACAUCCCUUGGUUGGCUUAAUUAUUGUGUUUUGUUUUUAUAUUUAUGUCUGUCAUUUUUUUUUUCUAAUUAAUGUUUAAUAUUUAAUCUGAUCUCCCUCCGCUGUGCAGCCAUGACAACACUGGAAAACUGCAUUGGGUAUAGAUUUGCAAUAUGAGUAUUGUCAAACGACCACAGACUAGAAUCUAGCCCAUAUUAUGAUGAGGGUUCCUAUGGUAAUCUCAUGGCUACUGAUUUUCAAUUAAUUCUCCUCAAUUGUAAGCUUUUGAUAUCGAAGACGUCCACUGGUCGCUGUAUUGAAAGGGAAUGUUGCUCUUAAGUUAUUGAACACGCCUCACAUUUUAAUCUCAGACCCCGAUGAACCGGGAGUUACACAUUUGCUUCUUUUCAUUUGAGAGUGCAAGACUAAAAUUUGGAGAAAAAAAAUUGAUACCACUGCUGAUAGAAAAGCUGUUGUCAUGGCAACAACAGCAGAUGGAAGAAGGCCUUUAUGAAUUAAAAUGUGCAUACAUGAUGGAGUAUGUCUGUGUCUCAUGACUUGAAAUGAGCUGAGGGAGAUAAAUCUCCAUACUGAAUCUCUUGCUCAGAGAACGCUCUGCAAGCAGUGUGAUGUCAUGCUUGUACUGAGUCGAUGUCAUCUAUCAAAUGAUUUAUUGAUCCACUCAGAGGUGCUGAUUAUGUCCAUACAUAGCCGAUUCAUGUGUGAUCUGGUUUAACUGAAAGCAGGGAUUUAUUUUAAGAGAAUUCAGCAAACUGUGUGGAUCUGUAUUUACUUAAAAAAAAGGCUUUCUCCCAAAUGUUGCCAUUAAUUAAAGCUGCAUGUUCUGUUUUUCCA